AUGGCCUCCCUUGCAUUCCCAUCCAUCGCCAAAAAGGUCGUCGUGAAGGAUGGCACCACGUACGGCUAUGCAGUUGUGGCUCCUGCAGCAGCGGAUAAGCCAGUGUUCUUGUUGCUUCACGGGUACCCUAGCUCGAGCUAUGAUUGGCGUAACCAGAUCCGCACCUUGUCAGCGGCGGGCUAUGGUGUCAUCGCCCCCGAUCUACUAGGUUAUGGUGACACGGAUGCUCCCGGGGGUGUGGGGGCUUAUCGGUUCAAGACUAUGUCUCAGCACAUGUCAGAUAUCCUCGACUCCGAGGGAGUAUCGGGCUGUAUCGCCGUUGGCCAUGACUGGGGGUGUGGCUUGCUUUCUCGGCUAGUGACAUACAUACCUGAUCGGCUGAUUGGAGUCGUGUUCCUCUCCGUUAGUUAUCUUCAGCCGGGGCUGGUUUGGGACAUUGGGGAACUUAUCCAACUCGGCCGCGAGAUUAAUGGAUACGAAACGCACGGCUACUGGCUCUGGCACGGCACAGAGGAGGCCGUUCAGGAUUGCGAAGCCCAGCCGGCAUCGGUCUUUAAUCUCUUAUAUCCAGCCGACCCCGAGGACUGGAAGAGGUACUUCGCCCCCGUGGGAAAAGCAGCCGAGUAUGUUCGGACAGGACAGCUGGCUCCGCUGCCAUCAUGGUUCAGUCUCGAUGAGUACACGAUUCGGGACCGCAUCUUACAGAUGAAUGGAUAUCGUGGCCCUCUGAACUGGUACAAGGCCGCCAUGCAGGGCCUUAACCUUCCUGACGAGCAUGAAAUCUCGGAAGUGGACAAGGAAUGCCGUGUCCCUACGUUGCUGGUUGUUGGCGACCAGGAUUAUGUGCUGCUUGCCGAUGCGCAGAGCGAGAACACCAGGAAGUGGGCAAAGGAUCUCCGUGUCGAAAUACUCGACUGCGGACACUGGAUCCAGCUCGAGAGGCCCGACAAGCUGCAGAGCUUAUUGGAGAGAUUUGCGGCAGAAAUCAGCAACGGAACAUCCUAG
Colletotrichum destructivum is the source of this 1005-nucleotide messenger RNA. RefSeq names its product Putative alpha/beta hydrolase-1, epoxide hydrolase. Bases 1 to 1005 code for a protein of 334 amino acids. The record is from RefSeq and is a predicted model, not a curated record. Lineage: Eukaryota; Fungi; Ascomycota; Sordariomycetes; Glomerellales; Glomerellaceae. The transcript is spliced from 4 exons. Gene Ontology annotation, molecular function: hydrolase activity.